AUGAGCGCUUCUUCUCAACGCCCGGCGCAGCCAAUGGGUCUCAGCAGCUUCAGAAACCCGGUCGCAUGCUUGUUUAUCACCAUGUUAACAGUCUACGUACUUUACUCUUCCAAGCUCAUUCUUCGUAAAGACGAAUAUCCCAAAUGUUCUUUACAGACUUCAGACGUAUCUGCGAAAGAAAAUCUUCAAACGGUUCUUCCUCAGCCUGCCAACAGCUCUUCUGAUGAAAGUAAGAAACAAGAGCAGCCGCCACCAGUGCAGCCUGUUAUUAUCCCUUAUACGCCCCCAGAAAACGACACCGAGAUUAAACACGUCGUUUUUGGGAUUGCUGCAUCGUCGAAUUUGUGGGAGAAAAGGAAAGAGUACAUAAAGCUAUGGUGGAGACCCGAGGAGACUAGGGGGGUAGUAUGGUUAGAUGAAAGUGUGAAUGCUAGUAAAGAUGAAGUUAAUUUGCCUGAGAUUCGGAUUUCUGGAGACACGUCAAAAUUCCAGUAUACAAAUCGACAAGGUAAAAGAUCAGCAUUGAGGAUUUCCAGGGUUGUCUCUGAGACAUUAAGAUUGGGAGUGAAAGAUGUGAGGUGGUUUGUUAUGGGGGAUGAUGACACAGUUUUUAUUAUAGAAAAUGUGCUGAGAGUGCUUUCUAAAUAUGAUCACAAACAGUUUUACUAUAUUGGAAGUUCUUCAGAAAGUCAUAUUCAGAACAUAUUUUUCUCAUAUGGAAUGGCUUAUGGUGGAGGGGGAUUUGCCAUAAGUUAUCCAUUGGCAAAAGAACUGGAGAAAAUUCAGGAUGGGUGCAUACAAAGGUAUCCUGCAUUAUAUGGCAGUGAUGAUAGGAUUCAGGCUUGCAUGGCUGAGCUAGGGGUCCCACUUACCAAAGAAACUGGUUUUCAUCAAGUAAGUCUAAAAGUUAUUAAAGUCGAAGAACAAAUUUUGUUUUAA
This is a messenger RNA of Fraxinus pennsylvanica, 939 nucleotides long. NCBI's taxonomy places the organism in Eukaryota, Viridiplantae, Streptophyta, Magnoliopsida, Lamiales, Oleaceae. The record is from the annotation of a GenBank genome assembly.